CAAGUCCAGUCUCUCCUUCAUCCUGCUCUUUGCCGUGUUCCCUCACUCCAUCUUCCGUGACAACAUUUCACCUUCGUUCAAUUCAAACAACUGCCGGUUCAGUUAAGCUGCAUUAUAUUCAAAAUGAUCACCAACACUCCUUCAAAAUCCUCCUCAAUGAUGUUCCUACUACUCAACUUGGCACUCCUAGUGCUCGGCCAAGGCACACAAUUCAUCACUGGUCCCUGCACGAGCGAUGCCGACUGCGCCUCCAGCUGCUGCGGAUUCAACAGUGGCCUGUGCGCCGGCCCUGUCAUAGCCCAGACGCGCGACGGAGGAUGUGGCUUCGGCGACCCCCAGCCCAACGACAUCGCCGCUCAAGCUUUCUUCAGCUCACAGUCAGCUGCAGCGGCGGGCGCAACCUCUCCUGCAACUGCAGCCCCUGCCCCUGCCCCUGCGAGCACCACCGCCGCCGCCGCCGCCGCAUCCUCGGGAUCUAAUAAUGGCAACGUUGGGACUGGAACACAAUUCAUCACCGGGCCAUGUACGAGUGACGCAGACUGUGCCUCUGGAUGUUGCGGCUUCAACACCGGUCUGUGUGCCGGUGCCAUUGUCGCCCAGGAGCGAGAUGGCGGAUGCGGAUUUGGCGACGCCCAGCCCAACGACAACGCUGCACAACUCCUUCGUGGCCAACAACCCACUUCGGCUGCCACCUCUGCACCUGCUCCAGCGAAUACUGCCUCCACCUCUUCCGGCACUUCUUCCUCCGGUUCAGGGACCAGCGGCUCCAACCCACCCAUCGACAGCACCAUCCCAGGCUCUCAAAACGUGGGCAAGGCGAACGGUUCGCAGUUCAUCACCGGGCAAUGCUUCAGUGAUGCAGACUGCGCUUCGGGAUGCUGUGGAUUCAACACUGGAAAGUGCGCCGGCGCAAUUAUUGCGCAGACCAGAGACGGAGGGUGUGGGUUUGGCGAUGCUCAACCGAAUGACACUGCGGCCAAGGCGUUGGAAGGUGGAGCAAAGAAGAGGAGAGGCAUUGGCGCGGUGAGGGAGUACAUGGCAUGAUUUACGACACUGAGAGACGAUGAUAAUAAUGAUCUGCAUAUACCCACGCAGGUAGUGGCGACAGGCAAGGCAUUCUCUGGAUGAUUCAAAAAAUUAAGUGCAUAUAGCGAUUGGCUUACUCCAGUAGGAAGGCGUGUAAGAUGAAGGCAUUCUGUCUCGCAUUUACCCUAGACGGAAAGCAAUACCUUCCCAAGAAAAUUAAAAGACUAUCACAGAAUACUGGCAUGACAAUUUGUUU
This is a messenger RNA of Cladophialophora immunda, 1282 nucleotides long. RefSeq lists its product as uncharacterized. The transcript has 2 exons. NCBI's taxonomy places the organism in Eukaryota, Fungi, Ascomycota, Eurotiomycetes, Chaetothyriales, Herpotrichiellaceae. The coding region runs from base 124 to 1044 and encodes 306 amino acids. The record is from RefSeq and is a predicted model, not a curated record.